UUCAAGACUUUGGCGCGAUAUCCGGACGAAUUUGAAAAGCUGCGGGUUCAAAUUGCUUACAGACGAUAGACGAAGAACACCGCACUUCUGUUUGUGUGGGUGUUUAUAGUGGCUAACGCAACUGCGGGUACUUCAGGGAUGUCGUGGGACUUUAUCGUGCCUGUGUGUGUGGGGGACCUGGUAAAGACCGGGGGGAUAAACCAGUACGUCGUUCAAGAUGUUGUGUCACCAAAACAGUUGCCAGCCUCUCUCAGCAAAUUUAAGGCAGCAUUGCGAAGCCAGGGUCCACUGUGUAUACUGGAGCAUUUUGACACAGGCUACAGCGUCCUACAGCACUGCAACUCAGUUGACUCAGCUGUGAAAGAAGAUGCCCUGGAAUUACUGAUACAAGUGGUUAGCGGCCUGGCUGCUACCCUUCCAGCACUUUUUGUCUCCUCUGUCUCGGCUGCAGAACGCAAAGAAAACCUAAAUGCUGUUAAAAUGAGUGUCUACCUGCUCUGCAAGCUGACAGAGACCCUUGAGAGUGAAUCCUACAGACAGAGUAUUAUCAAAGCACCUGGGAAGGGUGGUAAAAAAGGCAAAGGGGGAGGAGAUGGAAUGCAGCAAUGGGAUUCUGAUAGAGAGAUGGUGCUGCAGGCCCUUGUUCAGCUCCUCCAGCUGGAUAUUCGUUCUCUCUGGAACCUAUCUCUGGUGGAGGAAGAAUUCGUCAGUUGUGUCACUUGCUGCUGCUACAAACUUCUUGAGAACCCAACCAUCAGCCAUGUCAAGAGCAAACCCACCAGAGACGGUAUAAUCCACCUUCUGGGAGUGCUGAUCAAGAAAUACAAUCAUCUCCUGGGUGCCAGUGUAAAGGUCAUCCAGUUGCUGCAACACUUUGAACAGUUGCCAUCUGUGUUCGCUCAGGCUGUGUCUGUGUGGUGCACAGAAUAUGGAGUCAGGGCUGUCAUAGGAGAAGUAAUAAGGGAGAUCGGCCUGAAAUCAAGUGAGGAGCUUGCUAGAGAGGGAUCAGGGGUUAAAGCUUUUGCAUCUUUCCUUUCGGAGCUCGGCACUCUGGUGCCAGAGUUGAUGAUCCCCAACAUAAGUGUGCUCAUCACACACCUGGAAGGAGAGAGCCACACAAUGCGUGUUGCUGUGUGUGAGGUGCUGGGGGAGAUCCUCGUGCGGGUGCUAUGCGGUGACGGGCUUGAUGAAUCUGGUAAAGCUGAUCGUGACCGCUUUUUUGACACACUACAGGAGCAUCUGCAUGAUACACAUUCCCAUGUCAGGGCACGUGUGUUACAGGUCUACACACGCAUCGUCAACAGCAAAGCACUGCCUCUGUGUAGAUACAGCGAGGUGAUGGAGCUCGCUGUGGGACGAUUGAUGGACAAAUCCAUAAACGCAGUCAAGAGCGCCAUCCAGCUGUUGGCAGCAUUUAUUGCACACAACCCCUAUAGCUGCAAGCUGAGCAGUGCAGAUCUGAAGAAGCCGCUGGAGAAAGAGACUGCUAAACUCAGAGAGAUGAAGGAGAAGCAAGAAGGAAAAGCACCAGUGGCAGUCAUUAAAGCAUCGGAGCUGUGGGCUGCCAUGGAGCCUGAACUGCUUGUCACUGUUGGGAGAGAGCUGGAGCCCACAAGCGAGACAGAGAAGGAGCAGCAGGAGGAGGAGGAGAACGAGGACAACAAAGAUGCAGAGGAAGACAAGGAGGCAGAGGACGAAAGAGCAACUGCAGUGAAGAUAGCUCAGUUCCUUCGUGUCAACAAGUACAGGAAUGCUAUUCGUCUUUGUAUAAGAGCCCACAGCUGCUUCCCUGAGUCUGAGAUGUUUGCCUUGCUGUCCACUCUAAACCCAGAGACUUUAAUGCAUACGCUGGCCUUGAUUUUUAAAGGCUCUGAUGAUGACACUGCCGAGCUCAGCCAGAACCUGCCACCAACACCACAGAAAGAGGGAGAGGAGGGGGAGGAUAAGGAGCUGAAGAAGCAGGAGAUGUUGGUGCAGUACCUGAAAGACACGGAAACAUUUGCUUUACAAGUGGAGAGGGCAAUCUCAGUGAUCAACUCUAUGCUCUACUGGAAAACCACUUCAGUUGUCCAGGAAGCUGUGCAGUUCUGUGUCACUGUGUGCGAGUUCAGCGUUGCCAACUCUGUCAGUGGAGUGAGGAAAAUGUUGCCGCUGGUCUGGUCAACUGAUGCUGCAAUUAAAGAUGCUGUGGUUCAGGCGUACAGACGCCUGUAUCUGAACCCUCAGGGAGACACUAUAAGGAUGAAAGCCCAGACUCUUGUGGACAGCCUGUCUGAGCUGAUGGUGGAUGCAUCCCUGGGUACCAUCCAAUGUCUUGAAGAAAUUGUUCAGGAGUUCUUUGGCAGUUCAAGUAAUCUCCAGUCCACUGUGGUUCAGGUCUUGUGGGAGAGAUUUACUGGCAAACGAGAAACUUCCCCCCUACACAAGCGAGCAGCAGUGUUGCUUCUAGGCAUGGCUGCACGGGCAGAGAGGGAGGUGGUCCUCAGUAACUUGGACACUCUUUGUUCUGUGGCUCUGGGUGAAAAAGUGACUGAAGAUUUUCUUCUGGCCAGAGACACAGCUAUCACCAUCUGCAGCAUCACAGACCAUGUCAGGCAAUCAAAAGGCACUCCCUUCAGACUGCCACAGGACCAUCAGCUCUUCACCUGCCUCACGCAGGCGCUUGCUGAAGGUGUAGUGAUGGAAGAUCCUUACUGGCAGAGCUUCAUGGAGCAAGCUGUUCGUCUCAUCUAUUUCCUGGCUGAAUCCCCUGACCAGCUGUGCUCCCGGCUGCUCCAGCGCUGCGCUCGCCUCCUAAUAGAUCAGAUUUCAGAAGGUGGAGAAGUCAACAAGGAUACAAGUCAAAUGCAAGAUGGAUCUCAAGAGUCCAGUGAACAAGGUGAACAAGUGAACUCUCAGUGUCUGGCCCAGUUGUUGGCUCUGUGUGGCUGCGUGGCUUUCUGGCAGGUGUCACACCUCGAGCGCAGUGUGAGCACAGAGCUGCGGAGGAGGAGAGGAGAGACUGAAGAGAGAGAGGAGAAGGAAAAGGGCCCAUCCAGCAAAGCAAAGCAGCAAGCAGCCAAUGAGAGUGCUAUGGAGGAGGAGUUGGGGUUGAUUGGUGCUUCUGCUGAAGAUACAGAGGCUGAACUCAUUAGAAAGAUCUGUGAGACCGAAUUACUAGCUGAGGAGAACCUGCUGAGUGCAUUCCUUCCCCUGCUGGUGAGAGUCUGCAGCUCCCCAGGACGCUACUCCCACCCACAGCUCACCACCGCUGCCUGUCUGGCGCUCUCUCAGUACAUGAUGAUAAGCCCAUCAGUGUGUGAAGAUAACAUACGUCUCCUCUUCACCGUGCUGGAGCGCUCUCCUCUUCCUGUGGUCAGAGCAAAUGCCAUCAUAGCCUUGGGAGACCUUACUGUCCGCUUUCCAAACAUUUUGGAGCCUUGGACUCAGAACCUCUAUGCCAGGCUGAGUGACGAGGUAGCCUCAGUGCGGCAGACAGCUGUCACAGUUCUGACUCAACUGGUGCUUAAAGAUGUCCUCAAGGUCAAAGGACAAGUCAGUGAGGUAGCCGUGCUGCUAAUUGACCCCGAGCCUCACAUUACCAGUCUGGCACUGAACUUCUUCAACGAGCUGGCCACCAAGGACAACGCAAUCUACAACCUUCUCCCAGAUAUCAUCAGCCGCCUGUCAGACCCAGAGAGAGGCAUGAGCUCUGAGGACUUCAACACCAUCAUGAAACAGCUCUUUUCCUAUAUCACCAAAGAGAGACAGACUGAGUCUCUCGUGGAGAAACUCUGUCAGCGCUUUAGGACUGCAAAGACAGAGCGUCAGUGGUGUGACUUGGCCAUGUCACUUUCACUGCUCUCCAUGUGUGAGCGCGGCUUCAAGAGGCUUCAGGAGUGCUGGGAGUGUUACAGUGACAAGUUAACAGAGCCUGGAGUCUACCAGCCUCUUCUCUCCAUCACUGCCAAGCUCAAACGUGGUGCCAAACCCCAGUUUAAGGCCCAGGUAGAUGAGUUUGAAAAGCGUCUGACAGCCGUUCACACACGUGGCCUGGAGAAUGUUGAGAGUCCAGAGAUGGAUGAGGAGAAUCCAAAAGAGGGAGGAUCCACUGAGAAGACAGUCCUGCGUACACCUCUGCCUACCAGAGGCAGACAGAAGUCAAAGAGAGGUCAAACAAAGCCUGCAGCUUCUGGUCGCGGUGACGAAAGUUUUGUGACACCUCGAAAGUCGCGCAAGUCCAAGAAACCUGUGAUCACCUUCAGCAGUGAUGAAGAGGAGGAGGAGGAGGAUGAUGAGGAUGCUGUCCUGGAGGAGAACGAGACCCCUAAAGUGACGACACCCAUCGCUCGCACAUCUCGACGAGCUCGCCUCAGAAACUGAUUUCUUCUCUUGUUUUAUUUUAUUUCUCUCUCCCUAUCAUCAUAUUUGUACUUUCUAAUCUUUUUGUAUAUUCUUUAAGAUAUUGUCAAAGUAGUCUGAUGUAUUAAUGACGUAGACUAAAGAUGGUUUUAAUAAACUUGUUUCUCGUUUUGAUAA
Molecule: messenger RNA, 4518 nt
Organism: Cheilinus undulatus (humphead wrasse)
Lineage: Eukaryota; Metazoa; Chordata; Actinopteri; Labriformes; Labridae
Gene: ncapd2
Product: non-SMC condensin I complex, subunit D2
Exons: 32
Coding region: 139-4362 (1407 amino acids)
Biological process (GO): mitotic chromosome condensation; mitotic cell cycle; meiotic chromosome condensation
Cellular component (GO): condensed chromosome, centromeric region; nucleus
Molecular function (GO): histone binding
Source: RefSeq, a predicted model, not a curated record